Sphaeramia orbicularis (orbiculate cardinalfish) is the source of this 4424-nucleotide messenger RNA. It is a transcript of the gene trim24, whose product is annotated as tripartite motif containing 24. The transcript has 19 exons. Lineage: Eukaryota; Metazoa; Chordata; Actinopteri; Kurtiformes; Apogonidae. The record is from RefSeq and is a predicted model, not a curated record. Gene Ontology annotation, molecular function: zinc ion binding; protein binding. The coding region runs from base 459 to 3641 and encodes 1060 amino acids. Gene Ontology annotation, cellular component: chromatin.
UAAAGAACCGCAGUGCAGUCUGGGUAAUAUAUGGUAUGUGUUUAGGUUUUGAGCAAAUAACACACAGAUGGUCGCUUCCCCAGAAACGUAAAUGGCGUAUUUAUAGAGUAUGUAGCGUGAUUUUCAUUCUUAAGUGACUGUGGCCUGUUAUCUUUUAUAUGUUCGAAGAAGAGUCGCCAAAAGUAGGAGGAUUUCUUAUUACCUUUAACAUAUCUGAAAAUUAAAAGAGGCUACGUUGCUAAUUUAGCUUCCAGGACGGAGAGAAAUUCACCUAAAACAAUCACAUUACAAUUCACUGGUUGGAUGAGUAGACCAUGUAUUUAAUGUUUUAAUAUGUAAUACUAAUAUCCAGAGCCCUUAUUAGGCUUGUAAGGUUAGGAAAAUUACUGAAUAGUCGUUGCUUUCACGCGCAACGCUAUAGUAAUCGAUAGACUGGAAAUAUCGGGCAGCAGAAAAAAAUGGAUGAAAGUGUUGGAAAUGUUGAUAACGACGAUAUUGUUAUCAUCGUGGAAAACGAGGCCGAAAGUUUACCAGCGGAGGAGGAGAGGCUGAAACAGCAAGGCACCUUCGGGCUCAUGGAUACUUGUCCAAUUUGCAAGUUGAGUUUCCACAACAGGGAGCCCAAACUCUUACCAUGUCUUCACUCUUUCUGCAAGAGGUGUCUGCCUACCCCCUUUAGGAACGCCGACCCUAGGCGUGACUUACAAGGACCAGCCGACAGCAAACCAUUAGUGGGUGCCAUUCGAUGCCCAGUGUGCAGACAGGAGUGCUGGGAAAUGGACGUGUUGGAUAAUUUCUUUGUCAAGGACUCCGCUGAAGUGCCAAGCAGCACUGUGGAGAAAACCAGUCAGGUUUGUAUGAGCUGUGAUGACAACACAGAGGCAACAGGUUACUGUGUGGAGUGUGUGGAGUUUCUGUGCGUGACAUGUAUUGAAGCCCACCAAAGGGUUAAAUUCACCAGGGAUCACACCAUACGUCAGAAAGAGGAAAUGUCACCAGAAGCACUAGGAAUAUCCACACAGAAGCCUGUCUUUUGUGACAUCCACAAACAGGAGCCACUCAAAUUGUUUUGUGAGACAUGUGACCGACUCACCUGUCGUGACUGUCAGCUGCUUAAGCACAAGGAUCACAACUACCAGUUUUUAGAAGAUGCAUACAGGAACCACAGGCUGUAUCUGGAGAAUAUGACACAACAGUUACAAGAGAAAAGAAAGGCCAUUGAGGAAGUGUCUAAUUUCAUUACAUCUGGGCUACAGCAAGUUGACGAAAACCGUAAGGCUGUAACGAAUGAAAUAAAGAAAUCCAUUUGUAACCUCAUUAUGGAAAUCAACAGGAAGGGAAAGAUCCUGGUUAAUCAGCUUGAGGCUCUGACUAAGGACCACGAGUUGGGUUUGAAGAAGCAACAGGACGAUGUCAACUCUCUGAGCAGGCACCUAGACCACGUGAUCAGCUUCACAAAAUGGGCCACAGCCAGUCAAAGUGGAACGGCCCUCCUUUACUGCAAACGACUGAUCCUCUUCCAGAUCCAUUACCUGAUGAGGGCAAGCUGUAGCCCCUCUAUCGUUCCGCAGAGUUCAGUUCGUUUCCAGUGCCGCUCUGGCUUCUGGGCCACAAAUGUAGACCUUGGUUCUCUAGUAGUAGAAAGGAGUCCAGGUCGACCUCCACUCACAAACCAACAGACUGGUCCUAGAGCUGAGGCACCUACUGCAGGCCUGUCACUCUCCGCUCAACAGCGACAGAGCACCCUGGCUCAGCUUCAGAUGCAGGUGGACAAACUUUCCCAGCAGCCCCACAGGCAGCCUCCUCCAAACCACUGGUCCUGGUAUCAGAAUGUCAGACUUCCGGGACCCCCGGGUCCUCCACCUCCCACUAGACCAAUCCAUGGAGGGUCCUCGCCAUCCCAGGGUCCUCCCAGCAUAGGGCAGCCUGGACGCAGGUAUGGGACCUCCCAGCCCACCCCAAGGAGCCCCACCUCCUCCGUGUUUCACAACCCAGGGUUUCCACCUGCUCAGGGUAUGUCCCGCUAUCCACAGCCUCUGUCCACUGGAAUCGCUACACAGACAUCUCUACAUCAGCGGGGCUUAACAGACUCAUCUUUUCUAAAGAGAAGUGAAGCUGCUGGACCCGUCCCCUCCAUUACCAUCUCUGUUCCCAAACCCAACUUUUCUUCAAGUUUGACUUCAGCAACCACAGACAAAACAAGCAUGCCCAAUCAUAUGACAGUUCAAGGACGGCAGAAUUCCCCAAUGACCAAACCAUCCUCUACGGAUAGAAGCACAGGGAUGACACCCUGGAAGCAGACUUCUGAUCCACCAUCUGCCCCCUCAGCCAAGCGACGAAGAAGGUUGUCCCCCGGGCCUGUUAUCGUCAUCAAGGAUGAACCAGAGGACGAGGAUGAAGUUCGUUUUGUGCAGUCCAGCAUCGGGUCCAGCCUGCCCGACAGCAGCACCGGGGCUCAGUCCAAGCCACGGCAGCAGCAGAAGGUGUGUCCACCAGACCCUGACCCUGUCCCUGUCCCAAAACCAGUUUCCAUCCCUGGAAAAGAGCAGCGUCCUCAGCCUACAGCACAGCCAGAGUCUGAGAAGAGAGCAGAGCCAGAAGAGGAUCCAAAUGAGGACUGGUGUGCCGUCUGCCAGAAUGGUGGAGAGCUGCUCUGUUGUGACAAGUGUCCCAAAGUUUUUCAUCUGUCCUGCCACAUCCCUACUCUGAAUGAGUCCCCAAGUGGCGAGUGGUUCUGUUCAUUUUGCCGAGACCUUGUUUCUCCUGAGAUGGAGUAUGACUGUGACAGGAAGAAUGACCCUGGCACUGAAAAGUUCCCCUCUGUUGAUAGAAGGAGGUGUGAGAGGCUUCUACUGCGUAUGUUCUGCAAUGACUUCAGUACUGACUUUCAGCAGCCUGCUUCUCCAUCAGAGACAAAAAGGUACAAAGAGUUAAUCACGACCCCGAUGGAUUUGUCAAUUGUCAAGAGAAAGCUGGAAUCUAAGUCAAAGGAGGGUGAAUGUUAUGACUGUCCUGAGGAUUUUGUCUCUGAUGUCAGGCUCAUAUUUUCCAACUGUGCAAAGUACUACAAGCCAACUUCAGAGGUGGGGAGUGCAGGCUUAUACUUGGAGGACUACUUUGAAGAACAGCUGAAGCUGGUCUAUCCAGAUAGGAUCUUUCCAGGAGGAAGGGAAGAAGGGAUGAUUCCACCUUUAGAGGAUGAGAUAGAUGAAGAGGAGGGAGAGAUGAUGGAGCAAAGUACGACUCAAGAAGCAGAGCAUAAAGCAGCAAGUCCUGCAGAAGAAGGAAUCCCUCCUGUAGAAGAGGACAUGGCUGUUGUGGAAGAAGGGCAAGCUACAGCACAGGAAGAAAAAACAGAAAAGGAGGAGGCGAAUCCUACAAGUGAAAAGGAACCAGAAGAAGAGGUGGGAGAAACAGCUGGAGAGGGGGCUUCUGCAGAGGAGGUAAAGCAAGAAGAGAAAACUCCUGUUGCAGAAGGGAAAGUCUCCCCGGGGGCUAACAACGUUGAAACAAAAGACGAUGCAGUGUUGAACUCCCACCAUGAGGAAAACCCUCAGCUCUCUACAGAGAAGUGUACAGAUCCGCCUGAAACCAAGGAGGAAUCAGCUCCUGCAAACUCAGCCAAAGAGGAGAAUGAAUAGAUGGAUGAGUAGAGAGAUGGUGAAACUAUAAAGAAAAAAAAAAGAUGGAUGAUUUUAGUCUUCCAUAUAAAUGGCCCCAGUGGGACCUACAAUUGCUGCAAUUGAAAAGGUUUUUUUGUACAAUAGUGUUUGCAAUAGGAACAAAAUAGUACAGCUAUUCAGACUUACUUGAGUAGUCGUCAUGCUGUAGGUGGACAUUGAAGAGUAUAUAAGCUCUGUUUAUGAUUAAGACGAACAGAAGUUACGAUUUUACUGUAACGGCUUAUUUUCUGUGAUGAUGCCGGAAAGCACAAAAAAUGUUUUUUGCCAGCGGGAUCAUUUCUAAAUUAUGAACAGUUGCUUGUACAUAAUAUUGCACAAUUGUUGCAAAUUAAUGUAAGAAAGUGAUACUUUGCUUUAGUUAAUGCAUGCAAAAUGUCUUAUAAAUUAUAAUGUUUCAGCCUUUGUGUUUAUAAACUGAACCUCUGUUUUAUUAGGUAUUUUAGCUCAGUUUUCCCAGACAAUAGUAUUUUUUAUUUCAUUAGUAUCUUAUAAUGCUAUGUAGAAGUGCACAGAUAUAUUGGUAUUGGACCAUAUCUGCCUUGUCGACUGUCAUUGGCUCAUGGCAAAUGGAAUGACUUCACGGUGGCCAAUAUUUAUCUGUGUUGCAUUAAAAGUGGUUUCAUAAAUUUGUUUGAUUAAAUUUGUGCUCACUCAGUGAUCGUGCACUGAAGGUGUGAAAGACUUAAAGUGUUAUUUUUAUGUAACAAAGAUUUAAGUAUUUCCCUGGCACAGAAGUGGGAA